Coniophora puteana RWD-64-598 SS2 is the source of this 1102-nucleotide messenger RNA. RefSeq lists its product as uncharacterized. The record is from RefSeq and is a predicted model, not a curated record. Lineage: Eukaryota; Fungi; Basidiomycota; Agaricomycetes; Boletales; Coniophoraceae. The transcript has 6 exons. Bases 212 to 907 code for a protein of 231 amino acids.
AACUUGGACUUUAGGUGAUCUUGUCGCAUGUAACGUCCUUCACAUUACCGCUCUCAUCUGCACUCUUUUCCGGCUUUGCUAUCGCGGUUACAGACGCGAACUGUGGUGGGAAGACGCAUGGGCUGCGUUGGCGCUUGUCGGCGACGCGUGCUGUCUAGCUCUCGCAUGGGCGUUAUGGGAGCAUAAUAUAUCUGGAUUCGUAGGCAGGUACAUGUUCAUGACAUGGCUGGCGUCGUGUAUGUGGAACAACGUUGUUUGGUGGUCACGCAUGAGCAUCCUCUGCUCGUUCAUACGCAUCACGCACACCAAGUCACCACAGCGUCGCGCUGCCUAUGUCUCCGCCGUUUUUUUCGUGUUGAUGUGGCUCGCACUCUUCGCGCGCCAGAUGUACCUCUGCAAGUAUCGACACUGUAUCGCGGAUCAAACGGCAAGUUUGAUGCAAAUAAUUACCGGCGUAUUCGCCGACAUCCCACUUAUCGUGCUGCCUGUCUGGCUGCUGAGAGGCUCCAGCCUGCCACGGAACCGACGGAUGCUCGUCUACGCCGUGUUCUUCUCUUCCAUGGUUAUCACCGUGUUGGUCAUUUUCCACGGCGUGUACGAUAUGGGUCCAUUCAACGAAAUGGUCGUCCUUGGCGCGCAUGUCUUGGCAGCGCUUUCGUUGAUUAUAUGCAACCUGUUUGUGAUCGUGACAUGUAUUGUUCGACUCAUAUACUGUGGGGAUGGUUCAGAGGCAGAUAACAGUCAACUCCUUACGACAGUCUUGGAGGCAGCACUUGCUGUCGAGACCUCAGCACCGCACGUUCUAGACCUACGUUUUAGUGGUGCAACGCCGGAGCUUAGCGGAGGGCCUGACGAUAUCGCCGGCAAGAACCUUGACGAUUGCAAGUCAACAGUGGAACAGAAGUAAUGCGCUUAACUACCAGAGAUUAUUCACGGAUUGUGUUUGCACCAGAAUAAUGUGUUUCUCAAGUCGUCCCAUUAUUCAACGAGCAAUUGUUGGGCGUGGCAAUAUUACGAGCGAAUAAUAAAACCACUCUGAUAAAUAAACCAAUAACGAUACGCAUUGCGCCUAUAAUACAUAGGACGUGAUACUGCCCGAAAC